GAAAACAAACAAGCCAUUGUCAAAUUGGUAACUUGUCAGAGGAAUCGAUCAGGUGACGAUGAUGAUACUGAUUGUGAGACGAGCAAAGCAAGGAGAAAAGAGGUCAUGGACAUUGCUUCUUCUUCAUCAUCCGCUGCUGAUAACCCCCCACGUCGAGGAAAGUAUGAUGUGUUUCUCAGUUUCAGAGGUGAGGACACCCGCCUUGGUAUUACCAGCCAUCUUCAUGCUGCCUUAAUUCAGAAGAAAAUUGAAACCUACAUCGAUAACAGACUUCAGAGAGGAGAAGAAAUCGGACCUGCCCUUCUAGAAGCAAUCGAGAAAUCCACCAUUUCGGUGAUCAUUUUCUCACAAAACUAUGCUUCUUCCUCAUGGUGUUUGGAUGAGCUUGUGCAUAUACUCAAAUGCAAGAACAGAGAAGGCCGGAUGGUUAUACCCGUAUUCUACGACAUCAAUCCAUCUGAUGUACGAAAACAACACGGGAGUCAUGAAGUUGCAUUUGCUCAACUUGAAAAACGUUUCGAUAAGGACAAGGUGCAGAAGUGGAGGGAUGCUUUGACGACUGCAGCCAAUCUAUCUGGGUUUGAUCAUUCAAACAAAUCUGGGACGGAGGCAGAUCUAAUUCAGAAAGUUGUCGAUCAUAUUUGGACCCAAUUGUGUCGUGAAUCAUCCUGCGAUUUAAAGGGCUAUGUUGGAAUUGAAAGCCGCAUCAAGAAGAUAGAAUCGCUAUUAAGCAUUCAUUCACCAGACGCUUGCAUCACUGUAGGUAUUUGGGGAAUGGGUGGUAUUGGCAAGACCACCCUUGCCGAAACUGUAUUUCACAGACUCUCUUCUAAAUUCGAAGCUUCUUGUUUUGUUAAGAAUGUCAGGGAGAACUCAGAAAAAGCUGAUGGACUAGAUCACUUGGAAAAAACACUUCUUAAAGAGAUAUUAAAGGAAGAAGGUCUAUCCAUAGGAGCACAUGGUGUUCGAAAAAGGCUCAGCCGCACAAAGGUUCUCAUUGUUCUUGAUAAUGUGAGUAGUUCAAUGCAAAUGGAACGUUUAGCUGGCAGUCGUCUUCAGUUUGGCACUGGAAGUAGAAUCAUUAUCACAACUAGAGAUAGGGGCACACUUGGAAAAACUAUUGAAGAGGAUAAUAUCUACAAGGUUGAGGUAUUAAAAUCGAAUGACUCUCUUCAGCUCUUCAAUUCGCAUGCUUUCAAGGAUAACAGUACUUGUAGAACAGAUUAUAAGGAGUUGGCAGAAAAGGCGGUGGCUUAUGCCAAAUGCGUUCCUUUAGCUCUUAUAGUUCUGGGGUCCUUGUUCUUCAAUUGCAAGAGCAAAGAAGAAUGGGAAGAUGAAUUCAACAAAUUGAAACGAUUUCCCAUCGAAGAUAUCCAGAAAGUGUUGAGAAUAAGUUAUGAUAAAUUGGGAGACAAUGAGAAGGAUGUAUUUUUGGAUAUAGCAUGUUUUCAUAAAGGGAAGUCUGUGGUUGAGGUAAAACGAAUGUUAGAUGUUCGUGGAUUCUUUGCGACAUCUGGAAUUAGAAUUCUCAUUGAGAUGUCUCUCAUAUCAAUUGAUUCAAAAGGAGGAAUGGAAACUAGAGAGAUGGACAAUUUGCUACAAGAAAUGGGAAGGGAAACCAUAGAGAUGCACGAUUUGCUACAAGAAAUGGGAUGGAAAAUUGUUCAAGAACAAGGUAUUAAAGAUCCCGGUAAACAGAGUAGGUUGUUCAAUGAUGAGGAUGUCUAUCGUGUAUUGAGGAGUAACACGGAAACUCCAAAUGUUGAAGCCAUAGAGUUGUAUAAUCUUCAAGAGCGACCGUUGAAACAUGCAGACUUCAAAAUAUGUCUAACCUAAUAAUGCUAAGCUCGCUUGGCAAAUUGACCGAUUCUCUAGAGCUUCCCGAUUCUCUUCGUUAUCUUUACUGGCUUAGUUAUCCACUGGAAUCUUUACCGUCAAAUUUUUGUCCGGAAAAUCUAGUUGAGCUUCAUAUGCGAUAUAGCAAAGUUAAG
Malus domestica (apple) is the source of this 1991-nucleotide messenger RNA. The record is from RefSeq and is a predicted model, not a curated record. Lineage: Eukaryota; Viridiplantae; Streptophyta; Magnoliopsida; Rosales; Rosaceae.